Molecule: messenger RNA, 1059 nt
Organism: Spizellomyces punctatus DAOM BR117
Lineage: Eukaryota; Fungi; Chytridiomycota; Chytridiomycetes; Spizellomycetales; Spizellomycetaceae
Exons: 7
Coding region: 129-1004 (291 amino acids)
Biological process (GO): tRNA processing
Cellular component (GO): nucleolar ribonuclease P complex
Molecular function (GO): RNA binding
Source: RefSeq, a predicted model, not a curated record
CACCCAUGUCCGGCUCUGAACGAAAAAAGUUCAGGGAAGCGGAGCCCUGAAAGCCACGAUCGAGGACUUCUAAAUAAUUCGAGUCGCGUUUUUGCUGGGAGGAGGCGAUCUCUUCAUUUCAAAAGAGCAUGUUCUUGGACCUCAACGUCCCUUACCCUAGCCAUGGAGGCGACCUCGCAGAGCUGAAGAAAACCGUCAGCCUGUUGCGCGAGCUGGGAUACCAGGGGGUAGCUUACAAUUUUAUGGCCUCUGGAAAAGAAGCAGCCAACAAGACCAACCCAAUAAAGAUUCUCGAUCUCUCGGAACUUGGUGGACACGGCGGGGUGAAGAAUUCAGCAUCAGACUUGCCUUCCGUUUUAUCCGCUAGUCGAACUACUGCAAAGGAAUUUCAGCAGUUGUCUCGGUUAACUGUUAUUUUGGAGGACAUCAGCGCAAAUUACCAACUGACUGUUAAUAAUCCCAAUGUCGCCUCAUACGAUCUGAUUGCUGUACAGCCCACGAACGAAAAACUAUUUCUUGCUGCAUGUAGUUCGUUGGAAAUUGAUAUUAUAAGCCUUGAUAUGGGCAGUCGACUCCCAUUCUACAUAAAACAACCGAUGGUUAACCUGGCACUACAACGUGGACUGUUUUUCGAAAUAUCAUAUGGCGGCGCCAUUCGGGAUGCCAGCGCGCGACGACACUUGAUUCGGAACGCAGCAUCUCUUAUCCGCGCAACAAAGGGGAAGAACGUGAUAAUAACGAGCGAAGCACAGAAAGAUUUGGAAUUGCGCGGGCCGUAUGAUGUGAUAAAUCUCGCAUCUAUCUUCAGCUUGAAUCAAGCGUUAGCCAAGAACAGCAUUAGCGCAAAUUGCCGUGCAGUUCUAUAUCGAUCCGCCACGAGAAGGCAAACGAAUCGCGGAGUUCUGUCCGUCGAGCCAUCAGCAAACUUGGCAGAAAGUAAUAAAUGGAAGGAGGGUAUUCUAGAUGACACAGAUGAGGGAGAAGAUGCAAUGGACGAGACCUAGGUGAAUUUGUAUAUAGCACACAAUGCCAAAUAAACAUGUCCAUUCAGCCUUUCAC